AUGAAAUGCCGGGAUGUGGUGCGCGAUGCUUGCACGCGCAAGUGCUACAGUGGCAGUUACGUACAGCGGCCAUUCGGUGGAUUGAAUGUCCUCCUGUCUGGUGACCUAUGGCAAUUGGAACCGCCAAGCGGAACGUUUCUGGGCGCCCUGCCUACGGCUCUACUAGAAGAAGGACACGUUCGGCGCGGUCCGACGACUGCGUAUGGUCAGUUGCUGGUCUGGGGUGGUCCCGAGCACGGCGUACAGGGCAUGACGGAACUUCUCACAUGCGAGAGAACCACAGACGCUUGGCUGCAGGAGGUCCAGGCGCAAGUUCGUGUGGGGAAUCUUAGUGCGGACAUGCGUGCGUUUCUUCAUGGACAACCCACAACUGUUCCGGGGAGUUGGCUGCGGGGCGACGUAGGAUGCGGCAACCCGGCUUGUCGAACGUUGAGGGACACAUGUAGUCCGCGCCAGAUUCAGGAGAAUGAGUGCGGUGUCUGCGCGAAUGAGCGAAAGACCAGACGCCGGGUCGCGCGUGGACCUGAAGACGACGCGUACCGCUUGCAGUUUGACAAAGCAGCGGCCAUCUUUGCCACGAAUGAUACCCAGCGUCAUGUGAACAAAGUCCGUGCAGCCGCGUUCGCGCGUGAACGAAAGUUUGCGCUGGCCUUGCUCCCAGCAAGGGAUUGCAUCAGCGCUCCGGCCCUCCGAGAAAAGCCAGACCUGAAAAAAUGCAAAAAACACUGGCUAAAGCAUCACGACCGCCAUUGCGGCAGUCUCCAUGGCUUGCUUCCUCUGUGUGUCGGAAUGCCUGUGCGCUUGACAGAGCAUCUGGAUCGAAGCGAGAAGAGUCUGUUGAAAGGUCGCCUCGGCGCAGUGAAAGGCUGGCAAUCGGAGAACGGGCUAGAUGUAGCGCGAGUCGGGUCAAUGCGGGUGUUCAAGACAUGUCCAGACGUCGUAUGGGUGGAGUUCCACGGUGAGAACGCCACGUGGCAGCUCGAUGGCGUACCGGCAGCAGCAGUGUAUCCAAUUGUUCCUCGCCGUGCUUCCGAGUACUUGGACCAAAAACGCAAGCAACCGAUGCUUCGGAUUUCCCGGAUGCAAGUGCCGUUGGCCCCCGCUUUUGCUUUGACUGCCCACAGUGCACAAGGCAUGACGUUGGAUGAUGGCGUCAUUCUUGAUUGCGUGCUGGGUACGGGCGGCAACAUCAUUACAGUGUACAUAGCCAUGACGCGGGUGCGAGAACGCGCCAAACUCCCGAUUACUCGGCCCUUUCCGCCUGAAGAUUUUCAAAAAGGCCUUCGGGGAGCACGAGAUUUGCUUUUGGAUUGUUGGCGCGGCAAUGCUCCAGACUGGGACGCAAUUCGAGCACGCUACAACACAACGCGCACGUGCGUGGCCCUCAUUUCCAGCAGCGUCGCGGAGCAACAAAGGGACGUGGACGCGCGUGUGCAACUCCUGUCGCGCUGCGCGACGUUGCAGUCGUUGCGACAUGCUCCGCGGACAGCAUGA
This is a messenger RNA of Symbiodinium pilosum, 1494 nucleotides long. The record is from the annotation of a GenBank genome assembly. Lineage: Eukaryota; Dinophyceae; Suessiales; Symbiodiniaceae.